AUGAUAAAAGAUUACAUAGAUCAGUUUUCUAACAAUAAAAACAUACGCGGAUCCGUUCCAUUGCUUACUAAAAGUGAAGAGGAAGAAGAUAAUGAAAUGAUUUGCCCAAAACAUAAUAAAAAAUACCAAUUUUUUUGCAAAAAUUGUCAAAAACCAUUAUGCCCUGACUGCCUUUUCGAAGAAUAUACAUCACAAAACAAAGUACAUAAUGGACAUAGAAUCGAAAAAGUUGUAGAUAAAAAGCAAGAAGCAAAAGAUCAACUAAAAAAGGAAAUUAAACAGGCAAAAGCUCUUAGAGACAACAUAGAAAAUCAAUUGCAGUCAACACCAGAUAUGAAAGCAGCACUUGCAAGCCAGAAAAGUGAAAUUGAGAUUGAAAUGUACAAUACAUAUCGCGAUUUCCAGCGUAAUAUUGAAUCAAUUUCAGCAAAAAACGAGAAAAAAUUACUAGAAAAAGCAUCUGCUAUAGAUUCUAUGAUAGAUGAUACUGAAAAAAUUGUAGAUAUGGCAUCUGCUAUAGUUACAGCUAACGAUGUUGGAGUAUUUUUAAGUUCAAAGGAAUUAGUUGCUAAAAUUGAUUCAUUUGCUAAAUCUCCACCUCCUUAUUUGUUUGAAAGACAAUCUUAUCCUGAUACAAACUAUGUCUGUCCUCAAAGUUCAGAAACGGAAUUUGAUUUCUCAGAUUUUACAUCAAUGCUCGACCAGAAUCACUUAGAACGAGGUUAUAUUUACACUCCUGAGUUCAAAGCAUUUGGAGCAAGAUGGAGAGGUAAAUUAUAUCCAAAUGGAAACGGAAAUGGUGCAGGAACACACAUAUCUAUGUUCUUAGAGGUGUUAAAGGGCUUUGAUCGUCCAUUUCAGUUUAAUUAUCAAGUGAAAAUUAUUCAUCCAACGCAAGAUACAGUUUUAGAGCGUCAUUUCGUUUCAGAAUUCCAAAACUUGGAUUCGUGGGGCUGGAAUAGACUCGCUUCUCUUAAUGUUGUUAAAAAUAACGGAUAUAUUUUCCCGGAUAACAAGCUUAGGAUACAAAUUAAGCUUUCUCCUACUACUUAUUCCGUUCUUACAGAGAUUUACCUAGAUAUUCUUGAAAGAAAACGAGCAAAACUCGCAGAUUUGAAAAUGCAAGCAAAUGAGAAGAAACUUAUCAUAAAAGAUAAUGAAAAUACAGCUGAUGAUGGAGAAAAGGAUCUUCCAUGGAAAGCUGUAGAAUCUUCAAGAGCUUGA
Molecule: messenger RNA, 1224 nt
Organism: Trichomonas vaginalis G3
Lineage: Eukaryota; Parabasalia; Trichomonadida; Trichomonadidae
Product: zinc ion binding
Exons: 1
Coding region: 1-1224 (407 amino acids)
Biological process (GO): negative regulation of centriole replication; protein autoubiquitination
Cellular component (GO): aggresome; peroxisome
Molecular function (GO): ubiquitin protein ligase binding; ubiquitin protein ligase activity; tumor necrosis factor receptor binding
Source: RefSeq, a predicted model, not a curated record